Messenger RNA from Aspergillus terreus NIH2624, 1344 nucleotides. Its product is annotated as putative tetracycline transporter. Gene Ontology annotation, molecular function: transmembrane transporter activity. Lineage: Eukaryota; Fungi; Ascomycota; Eurotiomycetes; Eurotiales; Aspergillaceae. The transcript has 2 exons. The coding region runs from base 1 to 1344 and encodes 447 amino acids. Gene Ontology annotation, biological process: transmembrane transport. Gene Ontology annotation, cellular component: brush border membrane. The record is from RefSeq and is a predicted model, not a curated record.
AUGGCGCUCCCCGCAGACCAGCGGAAGAAGAUUCUUAAGGUCUUGAUGAUAUCCUUACUUUUGGAUCUGAUAUCUUUUACAUUCAUUCUACCUCUCUUCCCCUCCCUACUCGCUUUCUACCGCAACCAAGAUCCCUCGCCGUCUUCACUCCUGAACCGAGUGUUCCACUACCUCAAUGCCUACAAGAACUCCUUCGCCAAGCCGAUUGAUUCACGAUAUGAUAUUGUCUUACUCGGAGGAGCCCUGGGUUCCCUCUUUUCCUUGCUCCAAGCCCUUGCAGCACCGAUAAUUGGCCGUCUGUCCGACAAACAUGGCCGCCGGCGAGCUCUUCUCUGCUCCAUGUUGGGCAACACUGUCAGCGUCGCCCUCUGGGUCGCUGCCACGGACUUCCGCACGUUCCUAGCCAGCCGGGUUGUUGGUGGUCUGAGUGAAGGCAAUGUCCAGUUGGCCAACGCCAUCGCCACCGACAUCAGCGAUCCCAGCCAACGCGGCUCGACAAUGGCCCUGGUCGGUGCCUGCUUCAGUAUUGCGUUCACCUUUGGACCUGCCCUCGGCGCUGCACUCUCGAACAUCACCAUUGUCGCCGCAAACCCCUUCGCUACCUCCGCCGGAGUCUCCCUUCUUCUGAUUGUCCUUGAGACCUUGUAUCUCUACGCGUAUCUCCCGGAAACCCAUCCUCGCCUCACCAAGCUUAGCCAUGCCUCUGCCUCCAACAAGUCCGACACAUCCGCAACGAAAGAGAGGCAGUCCACCCCACGCAAACAUACCAACAACCCCGCUAUCCUCAACAUCGUUCACUUCCUCUUCCUCCUUCCAUUUUCCGGAAUGGAGUUCUCCCUGCCCUUCCUCACCGCCACGUUCUACGCGGGAAGCACCGCGAGCCCCUCGGCCUUGAACGGCCGCCUCCUCUCCAUGAUGGGUCUGAUUGCGUCCCUCCUGCAGGGAACCGUAGUCCGCCGUCUGCCGCCACUCGUUACUGUCCGCGCUGGUGUCGUCGCCUGCGCUAUCUCCUUUUUCAUGCUUUCUCGCGUCUCCUCCCUAGCUGGCUUGUACGGUGCCGGCGCCCUGCUAGCUGUCACCAGCGCCACUGUCGUCACUGGUUUGAACAGUCUAGGUAGCCUCGAGGCGCAGGAAGGCGAGCGCGGCGCUGUACUCGGCCGUCUUCGGAGCUGGGGACAGGUCGGCCGUGCGGCGGGCCCGGUGCUCUUCUGCUCGCUGUUUUGGUGGGUUGGUCGCGAGAUCGCAUAUACGACGGGCGGAUUUGCCAUGUUGACCGUGGCUGUGCUGGUCUUUACCACUCUGAAGUCUCCGUCUACUGAGGCUACUUCGAAACAGAAGGCUUGA